Varanus komodoensis (Komodo dragon) is the source of this 3781-nucleotide messenger RNA. RefSeq names its product sorting nexin 9 (gene SNX9). Gene Ontology annotation, molecular function: phosphatidylinositol binding; protein binding. Gene Ontology annotation, cellular component: cytoplasmic vesicle; plasma membrane. The coding region runs from base 261 to 2024 and encodes 587 amino acids. Gene Ontology annotation, biological process: mitotic cytokinesis; plasma membrane tubulation; intracellular protein transport. The transcript has 18 exons. NCBI's taxonomy places the organism in Eukaryota, Metazoa, Chordata, Lepidosauria, Squamata, Varanidae. The record is from RefSeq and is a predicted model, not a curated record.
GUUCAGGAGCGAUUUGCCUUCCGCCUGACGAGCAGCCAGAUCGCCUCAGGCGCUGGCGAAGAGGAAGAGGUGACGGAGGGCGGCUGGCUGGCUGGCUGGCUGAAAGAGACCCGGGAGCCAGCAGCGUCGCCGCCGCCGCCGCCCUCCUCCUCCAAUUCCUCCUCCCUCAGCGCCGCGGCCCAGUAGGAGGGACCCACAGGCAGAGCAACCAGCUAGGCUCUUUCCCGGGUAGGGGGGAGACUCGCUGCCUCAACCCCACCAUGGCCACCAAGGCUCGGGUAAUGUAUGAUUUUGCUGCUGAACCUGGAAACAAUGAGUUAACUGUUAAUGAAGGCGAGAUCAUCACAAUUACUAAUCGGGAUGUAGGUGGGGGCUGGCUGGAAGGGAAAAAUAGUCAAGGAGAGCGAGGACUAGUCCCAACAGAUUAUGUUGAAAUUGUACAUGAAAGUGCCAAAGAUGGAAUUUCAGUGGCUGACCAAGCAUGUUUUGACUGUUUCUCCCCAAAUACUGCACAGGCUAAUUUGCAAGCUGCAAAAAAGAGUAACCAAGUUAUUAGCAAUGCAAAUGACCCCUGGUCAAGCUGGGACAAUACAACAGCUGCUGAUAGCUGGGCAACAAAACCUGAAACUAAACAGAAAAAUAGCACUUCAAAUAACUGGGAUACAACAGCAUUUGGCCAUCCACAAGCUUAUCAAGGUCCAGCAGCUGCUGAUGAUGAUGAUUGGGAUGAUGACUGGGAUGAACCCAAAACAACAGCUGCACCCUAUCCUGGUUAUAAAGAAACAGAGCCUUCUGACCCAGCAGGGCUUCAGCGUGGGAAUAGCCGUGGACCUGCUAUGAAAAUACCACUUAACAAAUUUCCUGGAUUUGCAAAACCUGGAGUUGAACAGUAUCUGUUGGCAAAGCAACUAGUAAAACCCAAAGAGAAAAUUCCCAUAAUAAUUGGAGAUUAUGGUCCAAUGUGGGUUUAUCCUACCUCUACAUUUGACUGUGUUGUGGCUGAUCCAAAAAAGGGUUCUAAAAUGUAUGGUCUGAAGAGCUAUAUUGAAUAUCAACUUACAUGUACAAACACUAAUCGAUCUGUCAACCAUAGAUAUAAACACUUUGACUGGUUAUAUGAGCGUCUCUUGAUUAAAUUUGGAUCAGCCAUUCCAAUUCCAUCUCUUCCAGACAAACAAGUUACAGGGCGUUUUGAAGAAGAAUUUAUCAAAAUGCGGAUGGAGAGGUUACAAGCUUGGAUGACCAGGAUGUGUCGUCAUCCAGUUAUUUCAGAAAGUGAACUUUUUCAGCAGUUCCUUAGUUUCCGUGAUGAAAAGGAAUGGAAAACAGGUAAAAGGAAGGCAGAAAAGGAUGAAAUUGUAGGUGUUAUGGUCUUUUCUACUAUGGAACCAGAAGCCCCUGACUUGGACAUGAUUGAAAUUGAACAGAAGUGUGAUGCAGUUGGCAGGUUCACCAAAGCCAUGGAUGAUGGAGUUAAGGAGUUGUUGACAGUGGGUCAUGAACACUGGAAACGUUGCACUGGGCCAUUACCCAAGGAAUAUCAGAAAAUAGGAAAAGCUUUACAGGGUUUAGCACUGGUUUUCAGUACCAGCGGUUAUCAAGGAGAGACUGAUCUGAAUGAAGCAAUAACAGAAGCAGGAAAAACAUAUGAAGAAAUUGCCAGUCUUGUGGCAGAACAGCCAAAGAAAGAUCUUCAUUUUCUGAUGGAAACUAAUCAUGAAUAUAAAGGAUUUCUUGGUUGCUUCCCAGAUAUCAUAGGUGCGCAUAAGGGAGCAAUAGAAAAAGUGAAAGAAAGUGAUAAACUAGUUGCUACUAGCAAAAUUACCCCACAGGAUAAACAAAACAUGCUGAAGCGCGCAAGUACCAUGUCAUUUGCACUACAGGCUGAAAUGAAUCACUUCCACAGUAACCGGAUUUAUGACUAUAACAGUGUGAUGCGCUUGUACUUGGAGGAGCAGGCACAGUUCUAUGAAAUGAUUGCACAAAAGCUGAGGCAGGCUCUCAGUCGCUUUCCAAUGAUGUAGAUACAGACAACUAAUGAAGAACAACUCCAAAGUGCUUUUCUGAUUUUGCUGGGGGCAGUGCAAAUUAAAAUUGUAAAAUCUUUUGCUAUCCAAAAAUCCUUUUUUUAAGUAUGAGAUGCAAAAAAGUGAAUACUUUGGAUGUGUACUUUGUCUAGCCUAAAUGCCUUGGAUAUUUAUGUAUAUUUUAUCCUGAAUGCUUUCCCUUCUUAUCUAAGCAAAACUGCAAAGUGUUCCAUAUAAUAGGGCUUUAAAUUGCCAAAUGAUUUCUUGCCAGGGUAACAAAAAGAUACACAUUUCUGAACUCUUCAGAGGUAUGCAACUUCAGCUGGUUAGAUACUCCUUAAGGGAAGAAGUAAGGAUCUGUAGAUAUAUAGAUGUCCUUAAAUUUUUUUAUCCUUAUUGUUAAAAUGUUUUGUAGCAUCUAAGUAAAUUAUUUGGUUAAGUAUGCUGUCAUGAGCAAAGGUUCAUCAUCUCUCUGCUGUAGCUAUGGUACACAGCCUCUGUAUGUAUAUGCUUCCAUGCCCAAGAAACUUUCUAUUCUUGUGCCAUGGAUGACUCUGGAUUUGGAAGCUAGAUUCCCCACCAAAACUGCAAUUUCUUGGUUAUAUGAAAAAGAGAGUUGAACCUAAAAAGAGCCUAAAAAGAGCCACAACAAACAUAUGGAAAACAUAGUUUCAUCCAGCAAGUUUCAACUAUGCAACUCAGUUACUUCCCACUGUGUUUUAGGGGUCCUUCUGCUUCCUCAGCUGUGUAUAGUGGCUCAUGCCCAUCACUAAUUUCAUGAUAUAAAUGUUUCAAGAUAAUAGCUGUACUUUGAGUCUUGAGAUAAUAGCAUGAUGCAACCAGUCUUUCCGCCACCUUUUCAAACAUUUAUUUCUAUAAUGACCAAGGACAUUACUUUUUUUUCUAGAGAAAAAGUAGACAGGUGUUAAAUACAAUAUGGGCUUAUCAAAGGAAGAAUGGCUUCCAAAUGGGCUACGCUUGAAAUAUUAGCUUCAGGCCACAAGUGCCAUAUCUAGGAAAGUUUCAAGGUAGGGAUUUUGCCACAGACAAACUAUGGUGCCAAAUGCAACUUUCACUAGAAUUUUUAUUUCUUUUACCCACCAAGCCAUUCUAAGUGACGGGUAUAUUCUGUAAGGUUGAUUGAUUUAUAUGUCAUUGUCAUGCAUGUGUUCUGUAAUAACACUUAGAAUAACAAGGAAUAUGGAUCUGACAAGGUCAUAUGCCCUACCAAAAUAACCCCAGAAUGUAAACAUGGCUGAAAUGCUCUUCGUUGUCAUGUCUUUUACACCCAUCUUUCUCUUAAUUUAGUUUGUCUUCCAAAAUUCCAUAAAGUGUUAUGAUACAGCAAUUGCAAUUUAUGUAAAAAUUGUAAAGAACAUGUAUAAUAUUUUACACCAAAUGUAAUCAGAUCUAUCUUGCAUGUAGAAGCAAUUUAUGAAGUUAUUACAAAGUGUAUAGUAAAUUCUAAGGCAAUUUUUCACAGCACCACUUUUUCAGCAUUUGUAUAUUCAAUUUUUUUUUUGUGUCAAGAUCUUUCUAACUGGUUCCCUGGGGUUUUCUUUUUACCAGACUUUGAGUUAAUUCUGAUGAUGUAGUUGUAGAUAUAGGAUCUUUUACAGACGAACUGGGCAUAAGUGAGAUAAUUUCAGUGUGGAAAAAAAUAUUUGCAUAAGAAAGUAAUUUGGAACAGACAGUUAUGUAACAUUCUAGCAAAUUAAGUCUUUAAAUUGGUAAUAAAUAUUUAUACAUAUAAA